CAUACCACAAAUCUUUCGUAUUUUUUUCUUUCUCAUUAGAGUAGAUUUCAACAUGGAUUUCAGCAAAAUCAACUCUCAAAAUUACUAUUUCUACAAUAUUGGAAGAUGGAGCGAGGACCUCGACACUGAACUCCUCACUCACUUUGUGUCAAUGAAAUCCGAAUGCCAUAUCGUUCCGCCACAUAAAUCACCACACGCUAAGCUUUGUGUUGUAAACUCGAUCAACCAAAACAAUUACCCACCCAUUAGUCUCGCAGAUGUUGAUGACCGCCUUGCCUUCUUGGAAAAGCGGUACAAAACUUUCAAUAAGAUUAACCAACGUUCUGAUACUAAUUGGGAUACUGGAAGGAAAGUUGUUUCCGCGGCCGAACCAGUGUGGAAAAAAAUAUUGAAGGAUGAUCCUUCCGCUAAAUGGUAUUUCUAUGAGGAUGAGCCGCAAUUCAGGCUGAUGAGUAAGUUGUUCGGUCUAGAAUCAAUGAAGACCGAACACAACCAUCCCCGCAACAUAAUCCUCAAUAGCGAUACUCCCAGUCCCAACAUUGCUGGGCGAACGGUGGUUAUUGUCGACGACUCAUCCGACGACGAGAUAACGUCAACUCGCUCUGUUAAAAAACCACCACCGGUACGACGCUUGUUCCCCAAGGAUGAUGGCGAAACUCCAGAUGACCAGAUUAGUAGCACUAAUUGGUCGUCCCACGAGCAACAAAUUCUUGCUCCGGCCCGCGUCCGUAAAGAAUACCCGAACAAUGGGGUUGAGGGCAGCUCAUGCGGGUCGUCGUGGAGUCCUUGGAGAUAAUUGAAAAAAUUUUAGCAUUAUGAAUUUUGAGGCUUUAUCGUUAUUGAUUUCAGUUAUUUUUCUGAUUUCCAUGAUUAUGUUCCAAAAUCAAUUUGACAUCAUAAUACGUAGACGAAUUCUCCCUAUAUCUACGACUUUGUUAAAUUUUAUUGAGUAUCAACAAUCACUCCUUUG
Messenger RNA from Salvia miltiorrhiza (redroot sage), 970 nucleotides. RefSeq lists its product as uncharacterized. Lineage: Eukaryota; Viridiplantae; Streptophyta; Magnoliopsida; Lamiales; Lamiaceae. The coding region runs from base 53 to 796 and encodes 247 amino acids. The record is from RefSeq and is a predicted model, not a curated record. The transcript is spliced from 2 exons.